AUGGACCCUACAAUAACCAAAGGCUAUCAGGCCUUGAAGGAGAGGAAGGACUAUAUAAUAGUUUUUUUGCUCCCCAUAGAUGCCUUCUGGUUGGAAAAUGAGUUCAAUUUUGAGGUCUCCUUGCGGCUUUUGCCGUUGCGGAACCAAUUGAAGGUGAAGAAUCAGAAGUAUUUCAGAGAUCGAUGCUUGGGGUUGGGGAACCAGUUGCUCCUAGUAUAUGUGCUAUGGCUAAUGAAUCAGAGCUGGUCGAUAGAACAGGUGUUACUGAGGCUCCAUCAUGGCUCCAACGGCAAGCCUAUGUUUGAAGAUGUUGACUUCAAUCUCUCAAACGAUAAGGAAUCGUUACUCAACAGUAUGGCAAUUGCUGGAGGAACAGUAGGAUUAGACACCAUCAAUUUCCAUCUAAUUAAUCGACAGUUUGUUGAUGAGAUUAAGUUGGGAACCCUUCAUGAUUCUGAGUUGGCAUUAUUGGAGAAGCAGACUGAAGAAGAAGACUAUUUACGGUUGUUUGCUCAGUUGUGGAGUUUGAAAGAGAGCUAUACCAAGUAUUUGGGGACAGGAUUGAUAGGAGUAGAUUUGAAGCAGUUGGAAUUUCGUAACGUCAGAUUGAUCACAACUGCUGGUGAUUCAAAUACCGGAAUACAAUUGUACAUUGAUGGGAAAAGGAAAGUAUUAGGUGCGAUAAUGACACGACUAUACAAUGAUCAAGUGUAUUAUUCAGUUGUUACCGAUAAAGACUCGCCCAGUCUCCAGGAAAUUGUAGUCGGUCUUAAAGAUUUGUGUUCCGUGUUAAAUAACAUAUAG
Molecule: messenger RNA, 804 nt
Organism: Saccharomycopsis crataegensis
Lineage: Eukaryota; Fungi; Ascomycota; Saccharomycetes; Ascoideales; Saccharomycopsidaceae
Gene: LYS5
Product: holo-[acyl-carrier-protein] synthase
Exons: 1
Coding region: 1-804 (267 amino acids)
Cellular component (GO): cytosol
Molecular function (GO): holo-[acyl-carrier-protein] synthase activity; magnesium ion binding
Source: RefSeq, a predicted model, not a curated record